Molecule: messenger RNA, 2308 nt
Organism: Mauremys mutica (yellowpond turtle)
Lineage: Eukaryota; Metazoa; Chordata; Testudines; Geoemydidae
Gene: CSRP1
Product: cysteine and glycine rich protein 1
Exons: 6
Coding region: 149-730 (193 amino acids)
Biological process (GO): sarcomere organization; muscle tissue development
Cellular component (GO): nucleus; Z disc; cytoplasm
Molecular function (GO): structural constituent of muscle; actinin binding
Source: RefSeq, a predicted model, not a curated record
GCCCGGCCCCCGGGCCUGCAGUGGGGGUGGGGGGUGUGCCUCGGGACACGCCUUCUCCCGGGGAGAACAAAACCCAGCCCCCAGCGGAGCCCAGCCCGGGAGCGCAGCGCCGAGCGCAGAGCUAAGGAGAGCCCAGCCCAGCAGCAGGAUGCCGAACUGGGGUGGAGGGAAGAAAUGCGGCGUGUGCCAGAAGGCCGUGUACUUCGCCGAGGAGGUGCAGUGCGAAGGCAACAGCUUCCACAAGUCCUGCUUCUUGUGCCUGGUCUGUAAAAAGAACCUGGACAGCACCACCGUGGCUGUGCACGGGGAAGAGAUCUAUUGCAAGUCCUGCUACGGCAAGAAGUAUGGCCCCAAAGGCUAUGGCUAUGGGCAGGGAGCAGGGACCCUGAGCACCGACAAGGGAGAGUCGCUGGGAAUCAAAUCAGAAGAGAGCCAGCCCCACCAGCCCACCAACAACCCCAAUGCCUCCAAGUUGGCCCAGAAGGUGGGUGGUGCUGAUGGCUGCCCCCGCUGCGGGCAGGCCGUGUAUGCUGCUGAGAAGGUGAUUGGCGCUGGGAAGUCGUGGCACAAGGCCUGUUUCCGGUGCGCCAAGUGCGGCAAAGGCCUGGAAUCCACCACGCUGGCUGACAAAGACGGGGAGAUCUACUGCAAAGGAUGCUACGCUAAGAACUUUGGGCCCAAGGGGUUUGGCUUCGGGCAGGGAGCCGGCGCGCUCAUCCACUCCGAGUGAGCCAUCAGGAUUGGCUCCUCCGCCUCUUCCCUGCAGCGCCGAGCGCUUCGCCAAUACCAGGCUCGUCCAGACUGACCUUCAAACGUGGAUCAAGGCAGCCCGGUCCUUCCCCCAUUUCCUGCCAGUGCUUCUGUCAAUAAACUCCUGCUUAUUCUAACUAGUCCAACACCCACUUGCUUGCUGGUUUCCUGACCCAAAGCUCACCAAACUAAUCGGGAAUCUUCCUGUUGACAGCCGUGGGCCUUGACUCAGGAGCGAACAGCCCUAGCGUAGGCCAAAUGGCCUUGACGCCCUCACACGCUUGUGCAGAGAACUUUCCACGCAGCUGGGGAGCGUCACUUUGUAGGUAAUAGGCUCACCUGUGAAACCUGGGUGCUCUGAGGCUCUGAAAGCAGCCAGCCACUGGGACGUCAGAGGAGUGUAACAAGCCUUAUUCGAUCGUUCCUAGAUGUAAAAAAAUCAAAGCUGGCAAAUGAUUGGGGCUUGUGGGUGGGUUAUUGUUUGUCUGGAGACAGAGGGAGACAGAGAUCCAGUGACUGAUAUGAGCGAGAGAUACAGACUAGGGAGAGGAGAAUAUUUUUUAAAUUGUGUAUUGUAUUAAAAAUACUAAUUGGAGGGACAGUCCAUAUAAAUCACCGGCCAGCUCCUCAGUGGUGUACAUCGGCCCAGCUCCAUUGACUUCACUGCAGCGAUGUGAAGUUACACCCUGGUUCUAAAUCUAGUAAACUAGUACGCUUUCAAAAGUGGCCACUGACUCAGAUUGUCUCGGUUCUGGGGGGCCAACAGGGUGCUGAUCUCUUUCAGAACCGCUGCAGCUCCCACUGACUUCAAAAGGGUACUUGGCACAUCUGAAACCCCAGCCCAAAGCUGCCUGUUACGGUGUUCCUAAAAACCGAUGCCCAGCGUCACUGGCUAACUUGGAACCUUUGGCCCAGAUUUCUCUUCCUGCGUUACUAACAGCACCUUAGCCUAUUAACCCGAGAGCGCAGAAACAAUCCAACUUGCUUUUCACUGUUUAUGCCACGGUUUUGUGUUUCUCUCAGCUUGAACAUUGAGGUCAAUUUCAUGCUGGUUUCACAGUUGAUGCUACAGCGUUUGGGUUGCAAACUCUGCUGGAAAAUGUUUGUAUGUUUUAAAAAAUAACAGGGACAGUUUUGCCCUCAGUUUACAGUGCUGUAUGAGCAAACAAACUUUCCCCAGUACAGUUCUCAUUGUGGGGCUUCAGGUGCGGCUUUGCUUUCAUGGGCUCAGAUGCCAUCUAAUCCCUUGAGCAGAAUAGAAAGAUGCAAAAACUGGCCAAGGAAUAAUAGAACUUGGGAUCACACAGAGCAUUCUAUGGGUUUAUACCUAAAACUUCACUAAUUCACUUGGCAUCAUUCCCUCCCUUCAGGGUGUUACCUGAGCAAAGAUCACAGCUUUUAUUUCCCCUGUUUCCUCCUGAAGCAGAGAUGUCUAGGAUUCCACAUAUCUUUUCCACAGUGCAGGAGAAACAUUAUGUUGCAAUAUUUCUACUGUAUAUGCCAUGUACAAGGAUUGCGUUCAACCAAAAUUAUGUAUUCAAUAAAGCUCUGAGAAUGA